AUGACAGGAGUUGCCUACGAAUGGUACCACGGGAGAAAGGAGCGUCUUGAGAAUCAAAAUCUCGAGGACAACUGGCAGGCGUCUGCGACGCCGUUGUCAGACGGUUCUCAGACCCAAAGCAAGGAGCUCGUGAUGCUGCUGCCAUGUGGGCUCUCAAAGUACGAGGGUAACAUAGCCACGUACCUCACUCGCCUCCACGAUCUCAACCUCACGGUCCAUCUCACGGGUGAGAUGUACCGGCGUCUAGUAUACGCCGCCAUGCCUGCUGAGAUCACUCGGAAAAUUCACCACGAAUUGAAACGGCAUACAAACCCUACAGACGAUGAGUUCGACGAAGCAGUGAGGACCGCGGGUGAAGCUCACGAGGACACCCUUUUGAAAUUCGAACUUCAGCGAAGGUCAGGAAAAGUCGGGUACGGUUCAUCGAGGGAGCGGAUGACACCGGACAGCCGACGCACGCGCCAGGAACGCGCCAGUUCCCCCUUCGGUCAAUCUUCAAAACUGACAUCAAGAAACCGCGGCGGCAACACAGGAGAAUGGAAUAACCAGCAAAAGUAG
Thermochaetoides thermophila DSM 1495 is the source of this 558-nucleotide messenger RNA. RefSeq lists its product as uncharacterized. Bases 1 to 558 code for a protein of 185 amino acids. The record is from RefSeq and is a predicted model, not a curated record. The transcript has a single exon. Lineage: Eukaryota; Fungi; Ascomycota; Sordariomycetes; Sordariales; Chaetomiaceae.